UCCUCAGCACUCCUGACGCUAUACAGUAAAAAGCUGUUUCCAGGGAUUACACUCUGCACGCUCUUCUGCUUAGUAACAACCCAUUUCCUCAGCUGAGAGACACUUAUUUGUGCACCUCUCUUAAGUGGCUGCUUUCUAGAGAGAACAGACAUCUUCACAUGCACUAUUUUGUAUAUGCCAAGGAAUGUAGCUGACCAUUUCUUUCUUGGGGACUUUUGCCUCAAUAAAUCCAGCUAUGGCAAAGAAUUGCUCUGGAUGCAAGGAGAAGAGGCCUGCCCACAGUUUAUGUACUAGCUGUAACAAAUGGCUGUGCAGCUUGUGUACAGAGGAACACAGACACAACAAAGAACCAGAAGAGCAUUUCUCGCCUAUUCCACUGAAAGGAUGUUCAGGAGCUGAUGGGGAAACAAGUGAAUUUCCCUUGUUUUGCCCUAUGCACAGUCAAGAGGCACUCAAACUAUUUUGUGAGACCUGUGAUGUCCUUACUUGCCGCUGCUGCCUUCUGAUAGAGCACAAAGAACACAGGUUCAGGCAUCUUCACGAAGCUUUGCAAAACCAAAGAGCUAUCCUGGAAAAUGUCAUGGCUAAAGUGGAAGAGAAGAAAAAUGGAGUUCAGGUCUCAGCCAAGCAGACUGAAGACAGAUUGUUUGAAGUAAAACAUCUGCAAAGAAAAGUAGAAAACCAGAUAAAAAUGGCCAAGAUGGUCCUGAUCAGUGAAAUAAAUAAGCGAGCAAAUGUUCUCCUCGAACAGCUAGAGAGGAUCUCCAGCGAAAGGAAGCAGAAACUAGAACAACAGCUUCAGGGCAUCAUGAUUCUAAACAGGCAAUUUGAACAUGUGCAAAACUUUCUCAGUUGGGCAGUGUGCAGUAAAAAUGAUGUUCCAUUCCUCUUCAGUAAGGAACUGAUUGUGUUUCAGAUCCAACGUUUGGUAGAAACAAAUUCUAACACAGACAUGGGCCCUCCUUGGAAGAUCAGAUUCACGUGGGACCCCUCUUUCUGGACUAAACAACUCUCCAAUUUAGGUCAUUUGUCAAUGGAGGGAGGGCCAAACCAUAACUCAGAUGGAUCAGCAUAUGGAAGUAUGCAUGGAAUGCCACCUUAUUUGUAUCAUCACAACCAUGGACACCAUUCCCCAGCACCACAUCAGGACUCUCUCAAUAACCAGUCACACCAAUUCCACCCUCCUAUUCACUGCCCAACACCCAUGUGCUGCACCCAUUGCCUUAAUAUUCCACAUAUGAGUAAAGGGCAACUCCCCCAUCAAACCAUGAGCUACCCUCAAUCUUUCAGGCAGCCUCCUGAAAUGCAGGAGCAGCAUUUCCCUGUGCAGUAUAACCUGCAGCAGCCUGACCGAGAACAGCGGUGUACCUUGCGACCCUUGAAGACACUGCAACCCUGCGCAGAACAGAAAUUUCACCAUGAACAUGAUAAUGAAUCAGACAGGAUGGGGAAGCAUCUCCAAGACCAACCAGUGCCCCAUGCUGGCCAUAACCUUUAUAAUUUUCCAUCACAGGAUGAUCAGCAAGGCCAUGCUAGCCAUGCUCCACAGUUGCUGGCACCAUCUGCAGUGCAUUGUCCAACAGUGCAAGUUCAACUUGGUCCACUACAGAAACUAAAGCUGAAUCAGUCACAGCAGCAAAAGGUGCAGCAGCAGGAAUCGCCGCUACCUCCCCCUGAGCUGUCCCCACAGCAGUCAUCCCCUUUGAGUCCCAAUGGGAAGGCUCGGGAUCAAGUGAUACAACAGAAUUUGGACAUCAUGCACCAUCAGUUUGAACUGGAGGAAAUGAAGAAAGAUUUGGAGCUUCUCCUCCAAGCCCAGCAACCAAGCCUGCAGCUGAACCAAGCCAAGCAGCCCCAACAUGUUCAGCAAACAAUUGUUGGUCAGAUAAACUACAUUGUGAGACAGCCCACCGCAGUUCAGCAACAAAGUCAGGAGGAAGCAAAAGUUGGUGAAGAUUCUAUUGAGCCAGAAGCCUCAAACCCAGCACUCCCCUUUGACAGAAAUGAAAUACCAUCUACAUCCCAGCCAUUAGAAGAACCUAUUGUCAAAAUUCACUCUCCAGAGAGUACUUUGAAUUCAGUCAGAAAGCAACCAUCUUCCUUGAACAUUGCAGGCAUUCCAAAUGCUGUAGAUAUGGACUUGUCUUCUGCAAGGGUUUCCAAGUCAUCUGGUCCUCAGGCAAAAGAAAUCCCCCAUGUAACAUCCUGCCAGUCCCAGAAUAUGCCAAUUUCUUCUGAUGUGCCACCUAAAAUUGUUCCUAAUUAUAGCUUGGAUUUGGAUAGGAAUAAAAAUGACCUGUCCACUAACAAUACUGACCAUAUAGCAACUGGUGGAAUGCCCCUGCUGAGCACAGUGUGCAAGCUGGAAAGUGAAGACUUUGUUUCAGCAAGUUUCAGUCUUGGAAGCAACUCCAUCAUCACUCCACCAGAGUCAAAAGACACUGACACCUUAGCUCUUCCUAUGCACAAUAUUCUGGAAGAACCUAUUAAUCUUUCAGUAAAGAAGACUCAACCAUGUGUCUCUCCUUCCAUACAUGCCAGCAACUCUGAUCGUAUACAGUCACCUAAUUCAACUCCAAAACACAGUGAAGAUUGCCAUAAAUGCGAGGAGAAACAUUUUGAAAUGGAGGAUAAAAAUAAGCAGAGCAGCAGGACUUGUGCAAGAGAGGUGAAAGUCCCUUACGUGAGACUGGAACGACUGAAAAUACACACAUCAGAUUCUGGAGAGCUUCCAGUAUUUAAACUCCAGCCACAAAAGAAUGAACAUGACGGGACUUUCCUGCUAAUAAUUGAAUGUGGUGCUCAGUCUUCAAGCAUGGCUAUAAAGAUCAAUCAAGGAAACUCAUCUGAAAGACUGAACCCCAUGUCCUUGGAAAAGAGAAGGAUUCUUGCAAACCAAUCUGAGCAAAUGUCACUUCCUUCUGUAGCUCACAGGCUAAGUAAUAGCGUGAAAAAAUCAGUGCUUUCUGAGGAAGACCAUCCCAUUGAGAAUGAGGACUUUUGUGCUGUGUGUCUAAAUGGAGGAGAGCUAUUGUGCUGUGAUUACUGCCCAAAGGUGUUUCAUCUCUUAUGCCAUGUUCCUGCUUUGCUUAGCUUUCCUGUAGGUGAAUGGGUGUGUACACUUUGUAGCAAUGUGGAGAAACCAGAAGUAGAAUAUGACUGUGAAAACACACGUUUCAACUGCAGUAAUGCGAUCAUGCCAGCAAGAGAAAUGCAUGAUCUUGAUGACUAUGACCAAAAGAAAUGUGAGAAACUGGUGCUUUCACUACUCUGCAAUAACCUGAGUCUUCCAUUCCAUGAGCCAGUCAGUCCUCUGGCUCGGCAUUAUUAUCAGAUCAUCAAAAGGCCCAUGGACUUAUCCACCAUCCGGAAAAAGCUCCAGAAAAAGAACAAAUUGCAUUACUCCACCCCCGAUGAGCUUGUAGCAGAUGUGCGUCUUAUGUUCUGGAACUGCGCAACAUUCAACUAUCCUGAUUCAGAGGUUGCUGAAGCUGGACGAUGCCUGGAAAUAUUCUUUGAAAGCAAACUGAAGGAGAUUUAUCCAGAAAAACAAUUCUCGUUGGUACAGCAAGAUGAUUCUGAUUCAGAUGACGUGGAGCACGACACAAACCAAGUGGCUGCCAAAGGAUUCCAGUGGCCUUCCUAUAGACCAGAGUGCAUUCAGCCAAAAAGAAGGCGACGACAUGCUGAGAGUGAAAAAACUAAAAGACCAAUGUUUUGGCCAGCGAAAGGCCUUUCUCAAGUGUGAUCUCUGGACUCAUGUUUAGAAUGCCAUGAAGAACAAAAUCAAAGAAUUGACUGUAUGAAAGCUGAUCAAAAUGUCACUGAGAAGUUUCACUUGGACUGCACUCUAGUGGUUGACCAACAUCAUUUCUAGACCAUUUGGGAAUAUUGUUGUCAGCAUAAUGUAAAUUCAGUGGCUAGUCUCCCAGCUAUCUUUAUCUAAUAAGUUGUAUUCACAUCAAUAUUUUAGCCAAAUACUGUAGCGUUUAAUACAAUUAGGGCAAUUGUUAUACUGUUCUUAAAAUUAUGUUAUACAUUUACAUUACAUAUCAUAGCUAACAUUAGUCUUCUGGCAAGCUUACCAUUUCAGGGCAGCAAAGACUCUAUACUGGAUUAAAGUCAGGAGCCAUUUUACCAUAGAGGGUCCAUCUUCUUCUGUACUGAAUAAAACUUAUUCUAUGCUUUUUAUGGUAUGAAAAAUA
Molecule: messenger RNA, 4205 nt
Organism: Anolis sagrei ordinatus
Lineage: Eukaryota; Metazoa; Chordata; Lepidosauria; Squamata; Anolidae
Gene: TRIM66
Product: tripartite motif containing 66
Cellular component (GO): chromatin
Molecular function (GO): zinc ion binding; protein binding
Source: RefSeq, a predicted model, not a curated record